AUGACCCCUCUGGACAAUAGCGAUGGCACGAACGGCCGCGAUGCCCCCUACUACUGCCUCGAUGUGAAGGACGGCAGCUACGGGAACGGGACCCCGAUCCAGCUGUACGUUUGCUACAAUGACAACGAGAACCAGAAAUGGUUCGUGGACCGCACCUUCGCCACAGACGUAGGAGCCAUCAGCCCCUGGGCGCACCACGAGCUCUGCCUCGACGCCGGCACCAACCCGGGAGACGGGAGCAAGGUCAAGAUCUGGCAGUGCUACGAUGGGCUCCCUCAGCAGACUUGGAGGCGCGUGUCGGUCUACGGGGUUGGCUACAGCCUCAAGAUCAAGGGUACCAGUGAGUGGCGGCGGCGGCGGCGGCGAAGGGCCAUGACCAAGCUGACUGAUCCUUUAGACCUCUGCCUCGACGCCACCAAUGGAGGUUUCUACAACGGUAACCAGCUCCAGGUGUGGACCUGUGGCAUUGGGAACCGCAACCAGCUCUUCGACUACAGGAUCCGCCCGCACUCCAACCUCAACUUCUGUGUCGACGCCGGCUCGAACCCGCGCGACGGGAGCAAGGUCCACAUCUGGCAGUGCUACCCGGGCCUGCUCCAGCAGACGUGGUACAACGAGUUUGUGCCCACCAGCAACUUUGGCUACACGCGGUACAGGCUCAAUGGGACCAACCUUUGCCUCGAUGUCACCGACGGUAACUUUGCCAAUGGCCAGCAGCUCCAGGUGUGGUCAAGUUCGGCCGAAUCGUGUACGAGUAUCUCCGCCAACGCCCAGGCUGACCCCGGAGACCCGCCUCGCAUCCCGUACCAGUUCCGCGCGGACGCGGCCGGCACGAAGCCGCCUCACCCGGGAUACUGCCUCGACCUCAAGGACGGCGUCCAGGCCAACGGCACCCCGGUGCAGCUGUGGCAGUGCUCCACGGGGAACAGGAACCAGCUCUGGGACCACCAGUACGACCUGUACACUAUCCGCCCGUACGGCCGCCCCGACCUCUGCCUCGACGCCGGCACGAACCCGCAAGACGGGAGCAAGGUCAAGGUAUGGCAGUGCUACCCCGGCCUGCUGCAGCAGAGCUGGGAGUGGUUCGGGUCCAGGCAGGGCUUUGGGCGCAAGCUCAACGGCACCAACCUCUGCCUCGACGUCACGGACGGCAACUUUGCCAACGGCACGCCGCUGCAGGUGUGGAAGUGCUACACGGGCAGCAAGAACCAGUGGAUCCAGUCCCACCCCGUGCCUGUCCCAUACUGA
Molecule: messenger RNA, 1248 nt
Organism: Vanrija pseudolonga
Lineage: Eukaryota; Fungi; Basidiomycota; Tremellomycetes; Trichosporonales; Trichosporonaceae
Product: Endo-1,4-beta-xylanase A
Exons: 8
Coding region: 1-1248 (415 amino acids)
Source: RefSeq, a predicted model, not a curated record